Molecule: messenger RNA, 4977 nt
Organism: Porites lobata
Lineage: Eukaryota; Metazoa; Cnidaria; Anthozoa; Scleractinia; Poritidae
Source: the annotation of a GenBank genome assembly
CGGGAAAAUAUAGCGGCAUGAAUUCGAAGAUUUGAUCAAAUUCGAACGGAGUUUGUGGCUUUUAACGUUAUUUUAAAUUGUAUUUAUACUUUCAUUCUUCCGAUAAGUGUUCUUUGUUUCCUCUAAUUCCUAAUGGAUCCUUCAGAAGUUGAAUUCGUUGCAGAAAAGGAAAAAAUAUCGAUCCUGACGAACUUCUCUGAGAACAAAAUUUAUUUGAUCGGGGUAGGCUUUGUUUGUCGGUUUUGUGGUUACUAUGUAAGCUUAUUACUCUGAUAUAGAGUAAGUGGCGUUUUAGUGUGUACACCCGUCAAGGAUCGUAUUGCUGUUUUUCAAUUCAGGGGGACAUAGGGCCUUUCAAUGCAUCACUGCCAACAGAAGUGCCUCUGUGGGUGGCAAUAUUUCUAAAACAGAGAAGAAAAUGCAGAAUCCAGCCUCCUGAUUGGAUGGAUGUUGGUAAGAGAAGAAGUUUAAUGCAAGCAAUUCUGUCAUAUAAUUUAUUGCGCAGUCAUCAGUUUUAAAGCACGUACCUGUGCAAGGCAGACACUUAGGUUAUGUCCUGCAGGGGAUGACACCCAUGUAAAAGUGAUGGGGAUGCUGGUCUUAGAAUUUAUUAAACCGUGAAAGGAGACCAAAGUAACCAUGGCCCAGGCUUUAUUUGACUCCUAAAGGAGGUUGUACUCCAACAAAGUGUGACAGCAUUGCUUUUUUUAUUGGGAUAUUUCUCUACACACAACCCUAGCCUAAGUAAUACAAUAAUGGCCAAACAUAUUGGCAUUUCAUCCUGAACACCCUAAGAGAAAUUACAAUCUGCAAUUUCUACCCCUAAAUUGGGAGACGAGCAUCCCAGCAUUUUUGCAUGGGAGCAAACCUUGCCCAGGAGGGAUGUGGGGGGAAGGGACAUUAAGUGGGUAUCAGAUAGAGACACCUACAUUUUAUGUACCCUUGUUAUUAUUGUUAACUCUUUCUAAGAUAGACACUGUUGUGACCAGCACCAAUGGUCCUUUUUAGAGAGGUGUCUGUCUUUUUUAGAGUCAAAGGCAGGGAUCAACUGUGUAGCUUGUUUUAGAGCAGUAUCCAUCUUUACCAUGGUGUGACUUUUUGUAAAGAGAUUUUGUUGACUGAUGUAUAGGAAGUCUGAGACAUGCUUGUAUAGUUGGGGCAUGGGUGAGCCAGGGCUGUCACUAAGAGCAGAGGGCCAGGGAUUUUCUCUGGCUACUAUUAGCGUGAGCCCCGGCUACUUUCAUGGGAAACAAAAGGAAAAUCGAACCGAAAGACCUUCCUUGCUGUUCAGUUCCUCUCCUACUAAUUGCAGAUGCCCAGCAACUUGAAAUUUUAGUGACAGCCCUGGCUUUGCUCCAAGAAAAUUGUAGACUGCCCAGUGAACAGAACCUGUGAAAUCCAGGGUGCCCCCAGUACAUGCAAAAACUAAGAUUUCCUAGUCAUCCAAGAGCAAAAGAAAGAACCAGGGGCCACCGAGUGCUACUAGAACAGAGCACAGCCCUGGCUGGGGAGACAACAUCUUAAGGAUUACAUGUAAAAGAGUCUAAGUUAAAACUUAUUUCACAGAAAGACUUCAGGAACUCAAGGAGAAGGAGAAAGAGGCUGAGUACUUCACGAAAAUGCCAUCAAAACACUACAUGGAAAUUGCUUCCCUACUUCUUAACAGGUAACAUUCAAGAAUACACUGUACCUAUCGUAAAAUCCUCAAUAUUGUUGUACUACUGUUUUUGGAAUAGUGAACUGAUGAAGUUUAAGAGAUAGUUGAAUCAACUUGACAUUUGGCUACUGCGCAGCUUUCUGUGUGGGAGGUUCUGAGUUCAAUUCCAAGGAGUGACCUUAAAUCCUUGUUUGAACUUCUUUCCUUUAGUUUCCCUGUAGCUUUAAGUAGCUUAAAAUACCCAGAAAACAGAGAACUGAGGGAGAGAGGGAGGUAAAAUGAGUGCACCAUCAUCCUCACGUUUGUCAGUUGAAGAACUGUUACAAUUUAUCCAUGUAAAAUAAGGACCCUUGCCUUAACCUGACCUUUAUUUGUUCAUGUGGAUGUAAAGUAAAAGAAAUGGGAGUCGUUUUGGGGGAACUGGGCCAGAGCACAAUAGAGUCUUUAUGGUUAAAUAUUUACGGUGGAGUCUAUUGAACAUUUUGAAACUUAUAUGUAACAGUGGUCUGAUAUAGCAUAUUGAAAUUUACCUUUCUUUCUAGUGCUGCUGAUGACAUUCCUCAUGCAGAUGAGGUGCGCACAUUAAUCAAAGACAUUUGGGACUUGAGGAUUGCUAAACUUAGAAAAUCUAUUGACAUCAUGGUUAGCCAACAGGAAGUCUAUGCACGGGUAUGUAUGGCCUUUUAAUAUUGUUGGACUUACUGACUCUUCUGUCAACCCCAGCUGCUUUUACUCACUGUAAAUCCUCUAUAGCUAUUAUCCACCUCUCAAAUAGGCUCCCCCCUUUUCAGGGAAAGAAAGUUAUUAAGACCCCCUCCCUCUUAUAUCCCCACCUCUAUCCCCCCUAUUCAUAAAUGAUUAUUAAUCAUGACUGUAACACUUCAUGUGGACUUAUCUGGUAUGUUUUUCCAUUAUGCUGGAAGUUUUGAUUUGUUUUUGCUCUUCAGCUACAUGACCUGCAACUUCUCGUGCCUGAGCUUUUCCACUCUGCAUUCUAGUUCUUUAUGGAAAAUUGAUACCAUCACCUUUGCUAAAUUAAAUACCCCCCCUCUAAAAAAAAGCCCCCCAUCUCUUUUAAGCCCCCACCCACCCCCCCUCAAAUGGAGUAGAGGAUUUAUGGUUAAAUUAACACCUUUCAUAUAGUGAGGUAAGGAACCAUUCCCCAAAUUAAAGGUAUUUGCUGUUUUUGCUUAAAAGGUGCUACAGUUGCACUUUUUUAAAGAGUGAAUUCUACUCAGAUGUCGUCACUUCAUUUCCUUUGUGUUUUGAGUAAGGAGUUACCUGUUCCUGGAUGUGCUCUAGCACCACCUAACAGCCCGGGCUUUUGCUGAGAUUUCAUAAAAUGUGCUAGGGCUAUGCUUUUGGUAGGCAGUGAAUUUAACAGCUAUAAAGUUCUUUUGGUGCUAUUUUCCUUUUGUUUCCUAUGAAUUUUAAAAAGUCUCUCAUGCUCUGAGGGGCAGGGGGGAAUCCCCUGUCCCCAGGUCUAGUCAGUGCCAACUUACUAGUACUUUGCCUUCGCGUGACAACAGGAAUUGUUACUAUUCGCACCAAAUUUUUACCCUGGGCACCCUGAUUUCAUUUGUUUUAGGUUUAGUGCUUUUGGGUUCUGUAAAAUUUUUUGUAUGUCACAGCUCUGCUCUAUAGUAGUUCUGUUCAUGGGCACUCACUUGCUGUUACAAAACAUUUCUUCACUCUAAAUUAUUGUCAAUUAUUGUCAAGUUCAAUCCUACCCUUGAAUAGUCAGUCAGUGACUUACAGCAACAUAAAAUGUCACUGAUAUCUUCAAGCUCAUGCAUUUGUUAAAAUUACUUACUUUUAAAUUUUGUCUUGCAGCUUGAUGAUCUGUCAUUGAUGGAAAUCAACAUGAUUCGCCCAUUUCUCACUCAAGCACUUGAUCACAUGCACAACUUGAGGUGCCAUGUUGCUGAGAACCCAAGCAACACCUGACAGAUUUUACCCCUGGUCUGCCUGGGGGAGAAGGGUUGGAGUGAGCACUAGAAUUCACUAGGGUUGUGGUGCAUGAGGCAAAGGGGAGGGCGUUUGAAGAAGGGCUAAAAAGAUCUGCCACCCCAGUCUUUCCAUAUUGAUAAAUAUUUAUGCUUUCCACUCUGCCCAAACUCCCUUUGCUUUCAAAAUAAAAAGCAGCUACUACAAACAGGAAAGUACGAAGCACCGUCUUCGUCGUCUGAUAAAGAAGCCUGUGUUGAAUUUUGCUGAUAAAAUUGUACAAUCCAGAAACCAUGUAACCCAUGUGUGAUACAUCCUGAUAGUAUUUUCCUUCCAGUAUUUCAUUCAGGUUACAAAGUGCUUUUGUAUUUAUACAUCUAAACAAUUUUUAUGAAGACAAGGCCAUAUAUAAGAAAAAAAUAUAUUAUAAAAAACUAAAUCACUGUAUCAUGUAGUUCAAGUGUACUGUUAGGUUAAUGAUCAUUAGAAUGCCAUUUACCGGUACCCUGGACAUGUGGCAAGACCACAUGUCAAAACUUUAAAAUAGCAAUAGUCCCCCUGUACCCACCCACCAAUCCCCACCCUCAUCUGGUCCUUACACCAACUGGCAUAAUUUGAAGUGCCUGGUGGCUUAACCUACAACUAAGUCCACACUACCCCUCAAAAAAAGGAAAACGUUGAAAGCGAGUCCCCCCUACCACCUGCAUGAAAGGGUAGGGUGUGGCCUGGCUACAAGAUGGCUUCUUAUGACUAUUGCUAUGCCUAUAAGAGUCUAUUUUUUAAUGAGUAUCCAACUUAUAUGAGGAAUAUGUUAACUUUUCGCCAUAAAACCUAUAAUUUGCACGGUACCCAUAGGUUGAUUCUAAGCAAGCCUAGAACAACAACCUAUGGACCACACUCUUUUUCUUAUUUAUCCGCCCAGAAAUGGAACGAUCUUCCCGACGAAUUAAGGAGCAAUACUUUUAAUGACUUUAAGCGACGUGUGUAAAGUUGCAAUGUGUUUGAUUAGUUUUCACUAAUUUUUGUCUUAUUUUGUGUGUGUAUUUUUUUUUUCAGUUUUAGAUAUCUUAAUUUGUUUCUCGAAGAUAUUAGCUGUAUAGUGUAGCUACUCUAAAAUUCGAGUGAAAAUAAAGGUUAUGUAUGUAUGUUUAUUAUAUAGACACGUGUGUUUUAGUGGAAAAUAUACCACUCGUAAAUUUCAUAAAAACUACAUCCGGGACCCGAGUGGUUUAUUUUCCAUAAUCUCACACGCGAGUUUAUCGAUGACAUAAUUUCUGUCAUUUCCCUCUAUUAUUUUAUCGAUGUUUUUUUGUGUAUUAUAAUAAAAAAAACAUUACACGGCAGCUUGAAGAUAUGAAUUUUUUUUCUUGUGG